AUGUUCACAUCACGUCAUGGUCCUUUGCCAAAGUCAUCAGAGCUGCUGCUGGAGGUGGGCCGGAGUUCCCACGGUCUUCGAAGGGCGGAGCAUGAUCGAGGGCCUGACGAUGAAGUGACAACGGCACCGCCCAUCGUCAUCGUGCCAUUCGAAAUGAGUCCCAGGUACACCUACGCUGUAGUCUUCAUCGCCAGCUUAUUGGUGUUACAGUAUGUCGCCGCUCAGAGUGAUGAUAUGUACGAGCUGCAGCGAGUCGUUCGAGCUCCAAAAUUCAUUCGAUUUGGACGUGGAGGUGGAGCGAAAUUCAUACGAUUCGGACGAAGUGGUACAAAUUCAUGGCGGACUAUUUCCUUAUUUGGAAUGAUGCCAUAA
Cooperia oncophora is the source of this 372-nucleotide messenger RNA. NCBI's taxonomy places the organism in Eukaryota, Metazoa, Nematoda, Chromadorea, Rhabditida, Trichostrongylidae. The record is from the annotation of a GenBank genome assembly.